Messenger RNA from Geosmithia morbida, 4359 nucleotides. Its product is annotated as Telo bind. The record is from RefSeq and is a predicted model, not a curated record. NCBI's taxonomy places the organism in Eukaryota, Fungi, Ascomycota, Sordariomycetes, Hypocreales, Bionectriaceae. The transcript has 6 exons. Gene Ontology annotation, cellular component: chromosome, telomeric region. Gene Ontology annotation, molecular function: DNA binding. Gene Ontology annotation, biological process: telomere maintenance. The coding region runs from base 1 to 4359 and encodes 1452 amino acids.
AUGACGGUUCUCUCCGGGAAGACUCUUCUUGUCAGCCAACUGCACGGCAGCCGAUCCAACACUUCUAUCCUAACCAUUCCGCGUCACCGCAUGCUCAAUCCCGAACUAUCGUCCACCGUCGUUUUCGGUGGCGAGGUCACAAUCACCUGGCCCUUCAGCAUCGUCACCAAGUCCUUGGCUUUCAAGCUGGUAGAGUCCGACUUCCGUCUGCGCCUGAACAAGGGACAGGUGCGCGUCGAGUUCAGCGGUGCUGCAGCCAGAGCCGUCGCCGAGGCAUCGAUCGGCGGAGGUGACCAGGUCCGUCUGAGUCUCGAGGGUGCCCAGUGGGAAGACUCACCGCUCCCCGUGCGACCCGACACGCUGCAGUGGCAGAUCAAUUUCACGCGGAAGCUUCGUCUGCUGCUGCGCCGUGCCGACUCCGACAGAGAUGGCGAAAGCAUAGUUGUCGACGCCUCCGACGAAGAGGAGGAGAAGGACGCCGCCGCCGCCGCCGCCGCGCCGCCGUCUACGUUCCCGCUGCCGGAACCGUCGACGCCCGAACCCGCUCGCUUCGAGAGCAUACCCCUUCCCAGGACGGCUGGCCCGGCCUUCCCGGCGGCAAAGAGGUUCGCUUCCGCGGCCUUUGAUGACGAUGAGUACGCGUCGCCCGCGUUUCUGAAGAGGGCCAGGGUGUCGUAUGGAUCCCUGUUCGAGGACGGCCUGGACCCCUUCGAAGAAGACGAUGAGACCAAGACCGGCCGGAAGAAGAAGAGGAAGCGCGGACGCUUCAGCAUGCAUGCCAACUGGCGGUAUGCGAGCCGCACGCCGAGCCCUGAGCCGGAGGUGGAAGAUGCCGAAUCCGGUACCCCUGGGCAGGAAGAGUCCCCCCAACAGCAGGAGGAGCAUGUGCAGGGAGAAGCGCCUGUUACGCCUGUGCUGCGGGGCUCAUCAGUGAUGGGUGAGGGGUCCCAGACCAUGGAUGAUGCUCCCGUAGAUGCACCCAGCGUGCCGCCAGCGGGAGGUGGCCUAGAAGUGACGGCGCCAUCAUCGCCCACACCAGCUGGAGCUCAGCUGGCUGCUGUGCCGGAGCUCGCCUCGCAUCAUAUACCAGAGGCGCCUGCCGUACCGACAGAGGAGGAGCCGGCGCGAGCACCCGAACCGACACACCAAUACACGGAUAUCGACAGCCACGAAUUCCACGACGACGACUUCGACACCGCCAUGGAGAUGCACGAUGCUGCUGGAUCCCACCUCCUGCCCGGGGACAAACCGGAGUUUCCCCCGGGCUCGAUAUCCGGUCCCGCCGACGACUUCUACUCGGCACCGAUGGACUUUGGCCACCCCGAAAGCGUGCUCCCCGAUCAGAUGUAUGCACCGCUGGACCAUGACGAGUUCCACCAGCAGCACCCCGCAGAUCACCAGCACCCCCACGCUACCGAGAUCCCCUAUUACCACGCGCCACAAAAUGACUUUGAGAACCCCGUCGAGAUCAUCGACAGCUCUUCCCCGCCUAGGGCACCCAGUCCAAGGCCUAAACCUCGGUACGGAGACGAGCAGCCUAGUGCUCAGCAGGAGCGGGAGGGAGAGCAAGACGUGGCGGCAGACGAGGAAGAAGGAGAGGAGGCACAGAAUUCGUCGAUGGAUGCCGAUGGGGAUGACGACGAUGCGCCAUCCAUAAAAAGUCAGGAAGUCAUACAAUAUCCCGACGACGUAGACGACAUCGAUCAGGACGAUGAUGGCAAGGAUGUCUCAGGGGAGGACUACGAUCUACGAAAUUACCAAGAUACCCAGGAUGACGUCGCCGAGGAGUCUGGUGCCAGUGCUGUUGGGGACGAGGAUGGGGACGAGGUUGGCUCUGAUGACCAGGUUGGUGACUCUAAGGAGAAGGUUGGGGAGGAGAGUGAAGAGGAUGAAGAGGAUGAAGAGAAGGAGGAGGAGCAUAGGGAUGAGAAUAUAGCACCACCUGAGCAGAACGAUCGCAACCCUUUUGGUCAGGAUGUCGAGGAGGAGGAGUACUCAUCUCGGGAUGAAAAAGGAGGAGAACAAUACUCUGACGAAGGCGAGGAUGUCCAACAAGAACAAGGCGAAUACGAUGAACCCGUCGAGGAACCCGUCAAGGAAUCCAUCGAGGAACAAUGCGGGGAAACCCCCGAGGAAUCUACAGAAAGGGACACAGUCACAUAUGACGUCCGCGAUGAGAAGACUACGACGGAGAACGCCGAUGCCGACGCCGACGAAUCAAAAAUCCAAGACCAGCCAGUCCCGUCCCAGCCCAUGGAAACCCAGGUCACGGAAUACGAACCCCAACCACCAGCCCCUCCCCAGUCCAUGGAAACACAGACGACCCAGUAUGAGUCCCAACCGUCAGCUCAGAAUGAGGUGGCAUCGACAGAGGCAGAGCAGGUAGACUCGCAGGAGGGCAUGGUGGUCGACGACACGCAGCAGCGUCCGGGUGCGUCCGAAGUCGAAGACACUAAACCCGGCGACGAAAACGAAAAUGGAGAUGGCGUGUCAGAAGUGUCGGUGACGCAAGACGCAGACGGCCAGAAGGCUCCGACAGAUGUGGUUGCGACCGAGCCUUCUGCUGCUGCUGCUGCUGCUGCUGCUGCUGCUGCUGCUGCUGCUGCUGUUGAUGAUGAGCCUACAACCGAGACUGGCCACGUGACCGAGGAAUCUGAAGACGUACUCAUGGACGUGGACGAGGAGACUACGCAUGCUGGAAACAAGGAGCCCGGUUCGCCUACGGAGAUGCACGAGAUGCACGAUGUGCAAAUGUCUGAGGCCGAGAAUGCAGAGGUCCUGGAGCAUGUGGAUGCGACAGAGGUGGAUGGUGCACCAGCUACUACUGCUCAGGAGCAACAAACGGCAGGCGUUGAGACGGAAGAGCAACGGCCGGAUACGACACAAGUCUCCGAGGACGGCAGGGGAAAGUCUCAACAAUCCGAGGCUACAGAAGCUUUUACACCCACCUCUGCCGCUCCCUCUGACACCGAGGAAGCGGCUGCCACAACGUCACUGUCACCGGCCAAGGGAGAUGCCGAGGUUGCCGACGGCAGCACACCAGUCGGGGCAGCAUCACCUCUCGCGACAGAGUCAGAUGAGGAAAUGGCGGAUGCGGAUGCGGAUGCAGAUGUGGACGUGGUGGUGAAGGAAAGGAGACGGGUUGAGGAGGCUGGACAACUCCCGACCCCGCGUGAGACGCAGCAGGGUGCCCCCCCUGCCCCUGCCGCAGACGAGACGCAGCGGCAGCAGCCGGACGAAAGGGAGGACGAUCGAGGAAAUGGGAAGGAGAUGGUGGAUGGUGACGGUGACGAAGAAGAUCCGGAAGCUGAAUACUCGUUCGCGGCGGAGCAGCAAAUCGUGAGGGAGUCCCAGCAGCAGUACGAGGACGACGACGAGGACGAUGAGGAGGAAGCAUCAUCGGCUGCAGCAAGCCAAGUCGAACAAGAGCACGCCGAGGACCAGCAGCAGCAGCAACAGCAAGGCUCACGUACAGGAGAGAGAGCCCAUGAGGCGAGCAUGGCGAGCACAGAGAUAGCCGGUGCUCCGGGAUUGGACGGUGUCAAGGACGAUCCGCUGAUCACGACUGCAGCCACAGAAUCUCCGACGCUAGUCGCCAAGGUCGACGGGAGGAGCCGAAGCAAGAGCAUCGCCAGCCAAUCACCGCCGAACAGAUACUCGACGGCAGACUCGGAGGAGUACAACAGCAGCAUGAGCACGAGCAAUCUCAACGAGUACAUUCUUAGGCUGAGGGUGCAGCUGGGACGAGACCUGCGGACCAAGCUGGGGGGCUUCCUCCCUCUCAAGAACCUGCGCGGCUCGCUGGGCCGCACCUCGGACUUUAUGGGCGUGGCGACGGCGACGCCGGGACAGGCCACGCGGCCCCGCGGCGGACCGCGGGACUACAUGCUCGAGCUUGCGCUGACGGACACGUCUGCGGCGGCGGCGACGGUGACGGUGGCGCACGUCUUCCGACCGCACCUGGCGUCCCUGCCAGCGGUGAGGCAAGGUGACGUGGUCCUGCUGCGGAGGUUCCAGGUCGUGGCCAUGAAGGGUCGGGGGUUCGGGGCCCGCUCGGGCGAUGAGUCUGCCUGGGCCGUGUUCGAGGCAUCAUCACCAUCCGCAUCCGCAUCUGCCAGCGGUACCGGUAACAGAAGCAGCGGCAGCGGCAGCAACAGAAAGGGACAACUAGAUGGUCGAGGAGACGGAGGAGAGGAUGACGGCGACGACGCCCCGCAGAUCAAGGGUCCUCCGGUCGAGGUAUCGGAGGUAGAGCACGAGUACGCCAGGGGUCUGAGGAGGUGGUGGGGUAUGCUGGAUGAUGGGGCGAGGGAGAAGGUGGCAAAGGCGACGCAGAGGAAAAUUUCGGCUCAGAGGUAA